Messenger RNA from Brenthis ino (lesser marbled fritillary), 1668 nucleotides. The record is from the annotation of a GenBank genome assembly. NCBI's taxonomy places the organism in Eukaryota, Metazoa, Arthropoda, Insecta, Lepidoptera, Nymphalidae.
AUGCUAACCUGCAAUGGAGCGGAGAUCACUUGCCCAAGCGAGUGCUUUUGCCGCCACACUUUCGACCACGAGGCCGGGAGCUCACUUCGUGUAGAGUGUACGCGGGGUGACAUGCAAUCUAUACCUGUCGACUUCUUGGAUCACCAAUCAGACGUUGUCAUCAUCUCUGCUCCCGCCGAUCGCCCCAACUAUCUAACUAUUGGUCCUAUUUUUACCCAACCAGUGCCAUUCGUCAAUUUAAAAGAGUUGCAUAUUGUCCACUCAAAUAUACCUUCUAUUGGACAGUAUUCUUUUUGGGGUCUACAAAAUUUAAGAGUCGUAAAUCUUACACACAACAACCUUACUAGCAUUGGAGCGGACAACUUUCGUGGCUUGAUCAAUUUAACUGAAUUGCAUCUUGGAUUUAAUAAUAUUGAGCAAAUGCCAAGUGAGACAUUUCGCCAUUUGACAGCAUUGAAAAUUUUAAGUCUGGCGCAUAAUCAAAUUCCUGCUUUAGUACCCCGUCUCUUUCGGAUGCUAGCUAAACUCUCAUUUUUAGACUUAAGUUACAAUCCUCUAACUGAUCUAAAUCCUGAGGUGUUUAAAGAUAUUCAACACCUCAGGAUUUUUAAAUGCCGACGCUGCUUAUUGCGAAGAGUUAAUACACAAAUUUAUCACUUGGUACCACAUUUGGAUGAAUUGGACUUAGGUGAAAAUCAAUUUAAAUAUUUGACGUCUGAUGAAUUCAUAAGCUUGAAAAAGUUAAAAAAAUUGAAAUUGGAUGGAAAUCAGCUAUCAGUUAUUGUAGACAAUAUGUUUGGAAAAAACAAAGAACUUCGAGUACUGUCAUUGGCACGCAACCGUCUCGCCCUGUUGGCGCCUGCUGCCCUCACUAAUUUAACUAUGCUUAUGCACUUAGAUAUAAGCCACAACAAAAUUGACCGAUUUCACUUACAAACAUUUGCUCCUGUUGUUGAUUCCCUAAAAACUAUCAACUUUAGCGGGAAUAAUUUGCCACUAAACGAAAUUGCAAUUGUUCUACAAAUAUUACCGGAAAUUCAUGGUGUGGGCUUAGCCAACUUAUCUCUAUAUGAAAUACCACCAAACUUUUUCACUUACAAUGAACAUCUUGUUGCGCUAGAUAUAUCAUGGAACAAGAUGACAGUAUUCCCAUAUAAGUUACUUACGAAGACAAAAUUUUUACAACGACUGGAUAUAUCUAAGAACAAACUUCACACGCUCAACGAAGAAGACCUUCAGAGACUAGAAGCGAUUGCUCAUAUUGAUUUGUCAAAAAAUCACUGGCGCUGUGAUCAAUGCUCUGCAGGUACGAUGUUAGUUUUUAUGGCUACCACAGUUUUGAACGCAACAAUUCGUCGUCUGAAAUGCCAUUCCCCGUUGAGAUUACAUGGCGUGACAUUUGGAGAGCUAGCAUUCGAUAGUUUGGAACUUUGUGCGACUACACAUGAAGCGCAAAUGAGCGUGAUAGCUGGGUUAAUGUUAUUAUGCGUGGCAAUAUUGGCUGUAGUGACAACUGCUUUAUGUUGCUCAAGACGUAGAGCAGCUCAUUAUUAUACUAAUGAAGAAAAACGGCGGGAGCAUGAACACGACCAUCCCGAGGAAUUACUUGGAAGGUCUGAGUUAGGGAGCGUUGCUACUAUUCACGCACCCUACUUGGUAAAGGGGAGC